UGACAUUUCCAAUCGAGUUUUGCCCACCACCAAGAGACGCUUACAAGUGUUAUUGCAACUUAAUGCGCGCUUUUUUUUUACUUUGUCCAUCAAAAACUAGGAAAAUUUAUUGUGCGUGUUUGAAAAUUAAGUGUGCGACUCCAAAAUCAUCACUAGAACUCAGGAUUCGAUCAGAUAGACAGUUUUUAUCAGUGACACAUUCGAUACCAUAUAAAGUGCAAAGUCUAAACAGGAAAUACUACUGUAAUAUUGCGAAAUUCGCAAAAACACCACGUAGCCUAAAGAUGCCGAUUGAUACGCGCGAGUUGAUGGAGGCUAUAGCCAUUGUGGCUGACGACCGCAACGUCCGCGUCGCCGUAAAGCAGUCCGGUAAGGGAGCAGCUAUCUGUGCCGCCUGCUCUUUUGCGGGCGGUAUGCUUUUGGGUCCCGUUGGCCUGGCGGUUGGCGGGGCUGCCGGAGGCGUAGCUGCUUAUAAGAUGACUAGCGGCUCAUUCCGACCGCUGGGCGAAGUCAUCAUGAACGAUCUAACGGACACACAGCGCGAACAGCUGGUGCAGCAUGUUUCCAAGGCCGUUGCCGAAAUACAUCCCACCGAUGUGGUGAUGCUCCUGCCGCUCAUUGUUCAAAACGCGUCCAUCCAGCAGGCCGUGCUUAACACAGUCAUGUCAUUUGUGACCAACGAGCUGCGUAUGCAGAUUGUGGACUGACCGGCUGCGCGGAGAGGUGAACAAUGACCAGGUAACUGUAGAUUUUGGACAUCUAUAUUAGUCAAAACUGUUGUGAUUUGUGUAGGUUUAUUAAUAAAUACUCUUUAUGUACAUAAA
Drosophila eugracilis is the source of this 824-nucleotide messenger RNA. RefSeq names its product protein C19orf12 homolog. The transcript has 2 exons. NCBI's taxonomy places the organism in Eukaryota, Metazoa, Arthropoda, Insecta, Diptera, Drosophilidae. Bases 63 to 707 code for a protein of 214 amino acids. The record is from RefSeq and is a predicted model, not a curated record.